CGACUUGGUCAACACAGGAAACCGCCAGUGUUAGGAAGGCCCCGCAGCUCACUCGCAGCAAGUGGCAUGGCAACAACAGCGCUGUCCAACACCGCACGAUUUCUACCCGAAUAUAAUGGUGUGCUGAUAUAUUGUGAUUAAACCCCAAUUUUUGUCGUCCAAGAGCGCUGUACGAAAAUGUUUUAGUCCAGCUACAGUUGAAAAACUUGCACGCCGAUUAGAAGAACCAAUAAGUGCUUAAGAAUCACGAAAAUACAAAUCAAAAGCCAACCAUUUUGUUAAACAGUGUGUCGCAGUGUCCGUGUUGUGCGUUGGUGUGGGUGCGUGUGUGCGUGCGGCUGCUAGUGUGAGUGUUCCGUCGAAUCGCGAAAUCGAGAAUAUAGAAAGAUGUGCUCCAUUCGCUGUUGGUGAGCUAUAGCUAUAGCUAUAUCGCGAACGGGGAGCGAGUAGUCCGCAGCCCGAAAUCCAGACCCAGAUCCAGAUCCAUAUCCAUUGAUUCCUUCGCCGCUGCAGCAUCCACAGCGCAAGAAUUCCGACCCAUUGAAAACCCCACAAGACCCACAAAAUGCAACCCUCUCCGCUCCACUACUCGACGAUGCGGCCACAGGCCCCCGGAUCGCUGGUCGAUCCCAACGAGGAUGAGCUACGCAUGGCCCCUUGGUACUGGGGGCGGAUAUCGCGGGAGGAGGCCAAGAGCAUUCUGAACGGAAAGCCGGACGGCAGCUUCCUGGUGCGGGACGCCCUCUCGAUGAAGGGCGAGUACACUCUCACCCUGAUGAAGGACGGCAUCGAGAAGCUCAUAAAGAUAUGCCACAUGGAUCACAAGUACGGGUUUAUCGAAACGAAUCUCUUUAAUUCGGUGGUUGAGAUGAUCAACUACUACAAGGAGAACUCGCUGAGCAUGUACAACAAGACGCUGGACAUAACGCUGAGUAAUCCGAUUUUGCGCGCCCGCGAGGAUGAAGAGUCACAGCCGCACGGGGAUCUAUGUUUGCUGAGCAACGAAUUCAUCCGGACCUGCCAGUUGCUCCAGAAUCUGGAGCAAAAUCUCGAGCAGAAGCGCAACUCCUUCAAUGCGAUUCGGGAGGAGCUGCAGGAGAAGAAGCUGCACCAGAGCGUAUUCGGGAAUACAGAGAAGGUAUUCCGUAAUCAAAUCAAGCUCAAUGAAUCCUUCAUGAAGGCGCCAGCGGAUGGCCCGACCCCGGAGGCUGCAGGAGCCGGAGAUGGAGGCAACGCAGCUGCAUCCGCCGCGGCCAAUGCCAACGCUCGCCGGAGCCUGCAGGAAAAUAAGCAGAAACUCCUCAACCUGCUCGAUGCUCUUCAGGCCAAGCUGCAAGUCCUUAACCAGUACAUGGAGAACAAGAAGAAGGAGGAGCUGCUGCUCGAGCGACAGAUCAAUGCCCUUAAGCCGGAACUGCAGAUACUGCAGUUGCGCAAGGACAAGUACAUUGAGCGCCUAAAAAGCUUCAACCUCAAGGACGACGAUCUAAAGAUGAUAUUGCAGAUGGGCUUCGACAAGUGGCAGCAACGUUAUGAGACAGUCUCCAACCAGCCGCACAGCAACGAAGCCCUCUGGUUGCUAAAGGAUGCCAAGAGGAGGGAUGCGGAGGAGAUGCUGAAGGGUGCGCCAUCGGGCACUUUCAUGAUUCGAGCGAGAGAUGCGGGUCACUAUGCUCUGUCGAUUGCCUGCAACAACAUUGUGCAGCACUGCAUUAUUUACGAGACGAGUACCGGCUUUGGAUUUUCUGCCCCUUACAACAUAUAUUCCACGCUGAAGAGCCUGGUGGAGCACUAUGCCAACAAUUCGCUGGAGGAGCACAACGACACGCUGACCACGACAUUGCGCUGGCCCGUCUUGUACUGGAAGAAAAACCCGCAGCAAGUGCAGAUGAUCCAAUUGCAGGAGGAGAUGGAUCUGGAGUACGAGCAGGCAGCCACGCUGAGGCUGCCGCCAAUGAUGGGCAGCAGUGCGCCGAUUCCCACGAGUCGGUCCCGUGAACAUGACCACGUAGAUGGAUGCGGAAGCCUGGAGGCGGAGGCGGCUCCGGCCUCCAUUUCGCCCUCCGACUUCAGCACAUCGCAGUAGGAGCCGCACCUCAAAUCGCCCGCUGAACGAGCCCUCAACCUCAGGCUAGCUAUCUAUCUCUCUAAUUCUAGCUUGCUCUAAAGCCCUAACUCUCUCUAUCUCUAGAUAUAAACCCGGUUGCGGUCCAAAUAAUAGCACUGCAGGCUCUGUCGAAAGUCGAAAACUUGAUAUGCCAGUAUCAUUCAUUUAGUUUUUUUCAUAAGAACAAGUUCAUAGUGGUUAGAGUCGUUUUCGAUUACCCUAACAUGUAUUCAGAUUAGUAAUUUAGUCCUUACUGCCAAUAUAAUAUUUUUAUCUGAAAAAGGGCUCCUUGUCACAACGCUAUUUCCUACACUGGCUGUUUUAGCUACUCGAGUUUCGAAAUUGAGUAAUGAGAGCCAAAGUAACACGCGUUGCUAAGUGUUACAAUGGCAAUGCUAUUAUUUCGGCCAUCGCCGAUUGUGUACAUCAGCAUAUAUAGGCUAUAUAUAUCUGUGCAUGAUUAUUUUUUGUGUGUGAUGGAUGGCGCUGGCAGUUUAACUGUCCUUCGCCUUCCCCUCCAGAAUUAGACGGCUCCAGAAACAAAAAGAAAAACAAAAAACAAAAAAAACGAAGGGGAAAACGUUUUUGGUGAUCAUGUUUAAUAGCUUGCUAGAAGCUCUGUGUAGAGGAACGAAAUUUUCUAAUUGGAAGAGUAAUCUUAUUAACAAUUCGAGUAAGAUUAAUUUUAUAUAAACAUAUUUUUUUGUAAUACUGCAUUUCGCGUGAUAAUUGAUAAGUCAAGCUAUCUGUUGUUGUAUCAACGCCCUAUCCCGUAUCCAUUAUAAAUAUUGUUAUUACGCUGCGCGUUGUCUGAAGGGGCGGGGUAGGAUCGUGAAGAAAUUUUCUGCAUUUCUUCAGCACAUUUUGUCGUGUUCAUGUAAAUAUUCUAAAAACGAAACAAAGAGGCACACGCUUGCAAAACGUUUGCGAAAUCAGGUUAAGGUUUUGAUAGCCUAGCCGCAACAGCUUUGGGGCCCCACCCCUUGCUCUAAUAUUUGUUGUUAUAUUAUAACUGAUUUAAAGUAGUUUUAAGUAAAAUCUACGUACGUUUACUCGAUGUGAUCAGUUGAUUGUUGCUAACGUUAACGUUAAUUUUCCUUCAAUUUUUUGUCAUUUUUUUUGUCCAAAAACAAAGCCUUAAUUUUUAUAGAAACACAAACACACACACACAACACAUAUACACUCAGUUGGA
This is a messenger RNA of Drosophila erecta, 3299 nucleotides long. It is a transcript of the gene Pi3K21B, whose product is annotated as phosphatidylinositol 3-kinase regulatory subunit gamma. The transcript has 3 exons. Lineage: Eukaryota; Metazoa; Arthropoda; Insecta; Diptera; Drosophilidae. Gene Ontology annotation, biological process: insulin receptor signaling pathway; phosphatidylinositol phosphate biosynthetic process. Gene Ontology annotation, cellular component: phosphatidylinositol 3-kinase complex. The record is from RefSeq and is a predicted model, not a curated record. The coding region runs from base 566 to 2086 and encodes 506 amino acids. Gene Ontology annotation, molecular function: 1-phosphatidylinositol-3-kinase regulator activity.